Molecule: messenger RNA, 1485 nt
Organism: Amphibalanus amphitrite
Lineage: Eukaryota; Metazoa; Arthropoda; Thecostraca; Balanomorpha; Balanidae
Exons: 3
Coding region: 762-1433 (223 amino acids)
Source: RefSeq, a predicted model, not a curated record
UCAAAUUAGGUCAUUGUGUUUCUUCGUAGUUAUCAGCUAGGCUUGAUAGUUGCUUGUUGUUAUAAAAUUUAACUUAGAUGCUUCAGCAUUAUUGAGCAACAUGCCCCUAUACCUACCUAAUAAUCUAUAAAAAUGUUACUAUCCGUUUCAUCUUCGUAGCGGAAACGGCUAAAAAAUCUGAAAAGGCUGAACAAACCUUAGUUGUGUCCGGACCGAAAGGACCCGUAAUGUAGGAGCUAUCUAUGUUGAAGUUAGCCCAUCUAUUCUUAAGAUUUUAAAUAAAUUAAGAUGAGCAAAUUAACGAGUGAUAAGUGAGUGUGUCAGUGAGUGAGUGACCACGCCUUACCUUAAAAUGGAUGCACAGGGCUCACCGGUCGCCACAUUACGUUUCCACUUUCCGGCACAUUAACCUUCUACCAAAGCUGGCGCGUUUAGCCAGGCGGCGCUAUGUCCAUACGAUGACGGGGCAGGUCGGCCGCCAGCUGGCCAUUGCACUGUGCACUGUGCAGCGGCCUCUGCCGUGCAGAGAUGGGCCGUUGACCCGGCCGCGGGCGCUCCUCUCCCGCCGCCGCCGCCGCCGCCGCCGCCGCCAUCAGCCGCAGUGAGGCGCCGCGCGAUGACGGGGUACGGGUCGCUGACGACCGGCCGCCGCGGCUGGCUCCUGGCCGCUCAGCUCCUGCUGGUGGCAGCAGCUCUGCUCACAUUGCUCACACUUCUUUUGCAGCGAGGCGGCCGAUGAGUGUCGCCGACGCCGGGAGGCCAUGGUGGUGCUGCCGCCUGAGCCUGACGACCCGCAUCUGAUGAUGGAAUAUCUGGUGGAACACCUCACCCUACCCAAGAGCAAGCCGUGCCAGCGCGAACUGACGCUCGGCGGCGAGCCGCACGAGUUUUCCAACAACAGCGUGGCCGUGGUGGGCCUCAAGUGCGUCUGUCUGGACCCGGGCUUCAGUCUGGCGCUGCACGACUGUCUGGUGAUCGCCUCGCGGCCGGCGCUGGAGGCCUCCUUUGACGCGGCGGCGGCCCUGUUCGGCUGUGAGGUGCACUCGUUCGGCGUGGAGCGCGGCCGGCGGCUGGUCGGCUCGCGGUGGCCGCUGCCCGGCGGCCGGCGGCCGGUCAGCGUCCUGGCGCUCCACCUGGACGGCGAGACGCUGGCCGACCUGGGGAGGCGGCCUCUGGACGCGCUGGACCGGGUCGAGCAGCUGAGCGUGCACCUGAACCUGACGGCCGUGCUGACGGCCGGGUCUGCCGGAGACACGGCGCCGCUGCGCCGGCUGUACGGCAGCCUGCUGAGACUGCAGGAGGCCGGCUUCCACCCCUACUCCUCAGCUAUCGCUGAGGCCGAGAACGUGCUGGACGUGACACUGCCCGGCCAGCGCAGUCCCAUCAGCACCCUCAGCGAGGUCGGCUGGAUGAAACUGAUGUGUGACACCUAAAGUGGGCUGAACACUGCGCCAUGCGGGUGGCGAAUAAUUCUCCGGCGACGCA